CUCGCGCCUGCGCGGUGGCCCCGCAACAGCGCCGCGGGCUGGGACUCCUGUGAAGCUCCCCCUAGGAGGUCUCGACGGGUGCUCGCUCCGGCGUUUCGCGACGGUCGCUGGGUCCGGUCCGACGCCCUGCUGAGCCAUGAGCAAGUGCGCGGAGGCGGCGGCGGUGGCGGCCACGGUGCCGGGCGCGGGCAUGGGGAAAGCCGGGCUGCGUCCGUCCAUGGUGCCCCGCCAGGCGUCCUUCUUCCCGCCGCCGGUGCCCAACCCGUUCGUGCAGCAAACACGGAUGGGCGCGGCGAGUCGCCUCCAGAUUUUCUUUCUUGGAAUUAUCCUGCUUCCAAUCCGUGUCUUACUGGUUGCAUUAAUUAUAUUACUGGCAUGGCCAUUUGCUGCAAUUUCAACAGCAUGCUGUCCUGAAAAGCUGACCCAUCCAAUAACUGGUUGGAGGAGGAAAAUUACUCAACCGGUUUUGAAGUUUCUGGGUCAUGCCAUAUUCUUAUCCAUGGGAUUCAUGGUCACCGUGAAAGGAAAGGUGGCGGGUCCUGCGGAGGCACCAAUAUUCGUCGCUGCCCCUCAUUCAACAUUCUUUGAUGGAAUUGCCUGUGUUGUAGCCGGGUUACCUUCCAUGGUGUCUCGAAACGAGAACGCACAGGUCCCUCUGAUUGGCAGACUUUUACGAGCUGUACAGCCAGUGCUGGUGUCCCGUGUAGAUCCGGAUUCUCGAAAAAACACAAUAAAUGAAAUAAUAAGGCGAGCAACAUCAGGAGGACAGUGGCCGCAGAUACUAGUUUUCCCAGAAGGUACUUGUACUAAUCGUUCCUGUUUGAUUACUUUUAAACCAGGGGCCUUCAUUCCAGGGGUUCCCGUGCAGCCGAUCCUCCUUAGGUACCCGAACAAGCUGGAUACCGUGACGUGGACAUGGCAGGGAUAUACAUUCAUUCAGCUCUGUAUGCUCACUUUCUGCCAGCUCUUCACAAAGGUGGAAGUUGAGUUUAUGCCUGUUCAAGUACCAAAUGAUGAAGAAAAAAGCGAUCCCAUCCUUUUUGCCUGUAGAGUCCGGAGUCUAAUGGCAGAAGCUUUGGGAAUUCCAGUAACAGACCACACUUAUGAAGACUGCAGAUUAAUGAUCUCAGCAGGACAGCUAACAUUGCCCAUGGAAGCUGGGCUGGUGGAAUUUACCAAAAUUAGCCGGAAAUUGAAGUUAGAUUGGGAUAGCAUUCGUAAGCAGUUGGACGAGUACGCAACCAUUGCCUGUUGUUCCAAAGGAGGAAGAAUUGGAAUUGACGAAUUUGCAGAGUAUUUAAAGUUGCCUGUUUCAGAUGUCUUGAGACAACUCUUCACACUCUUUGACAGGAACCAUGAUGGCAGCAUUGACUUCCGAGAGUAUGUGAUUGGCCUGGCUGUCCUGUGUAACCCUGCCAACACGGAGGACAUCAUCCAAAUGGCAUUUAAGCUCUUUGAUGUUGAUGAGGACGGCUUCAUCACAGAGGAAGAGUUUUCCACCAUUUUGCAGGCCUCCCUUGGGGUGCCCGACCUGGAUGUUUCCGGUCUCUUCAAGGAAAUAGCCCAGGGGGAUUCUGUUUCGUAUGAGGAAUUUAAAAGUUUUGCCCUAAAGCAUCCACAAUAUGCGAAGAUAUUUACAACCUACUUAGACCUCCAGACGUGCCAUGUGUUUUCAUUACCAAAAGAAGCCCAGGCAGCUCCCUUGAUCGCCAGCAAUAAAGUCAGUCCCGAAAAUCACGACGAGAGCACCUCAGACAAAAAGGAUGAUUAAAAGCAAAUAUUCACAAGGAAAGUCAUUUACUUGAAGUUGUAAAGGCAUUUAUUGAUAGCGUUUUCAGUGUGAUUUUUGAGUAAUGAUGAUGUUUAAAAUGGAAAGCUUUUUUGAAAUAAAAAUGAUAGAUUUUUUUAUUAAAAGGCUUUUGUUCUUAUACGUAUAUGAAGUAAUAUACGUAUGAAGGGAAUACGUAUAUUCCCUUUCUUUUAUGUUGUGCUGUGCUGGUUGGUUUACUGGUGAUAAAUACGUUUUUAUGGAUUUCCCAGCUUAAUUUGCAUAUGCAAAUGAAUGCAAUGGUCUCACUUAUUUACUGAUGAGUGCUAAUCAACACUGUAAAAAGUCUUAAAGAGGGUAAACACUUUUUAAACCUACUUCCCUCUAAAGAAAUGAGGUAAUGUUGUUAUCUCGAAUCCCUUCCCGUUCUGGAAAUGAGUGAGAAGUCUAAGGAACAUUGUGGAAUUUUAUGCCUUUAACUUCACAGAUGCAUUAUUUCUAUUUCCAAUUCAGUUUCUUGGAUCACUGAAUUUGCUGGAUUGGAAGGGAGGGAGAGCUUCGUUAAUUCAGUGAGCCUUCUUAAAACCCAUAUUCUCUCUCUUGCACCUUUAUGGAAGAUUUCCUUAACCGCCUGCUAAGGAAAUUAUACCAUUUUGCAUGACCUACAGUUUAGAACCUUGUUUUAAAGACCCAGGCUACGGCCAAAGGCCAAGUGGGAAUUGCCUUAUUGCAGGUAACCUUAAUUACCUGCUGAGAAAAUGAAUCAUUUGCCACAGGGUCUAGUUUGAGUUGCAUAGUUCAGAAUGUAGGGCUUGCCCACUAAAUGAGUCAGAUCUGCCUUCCUUAUAUAGUAUUAGAAUUGACAUAUUUUACAAUCCAAGUGGGAUGGUAAGUGUCCUCACAAAUUUUACAGCUUGUCUGAGAUGUCUACAGGGAAAACACAAAGGGUUCCAAAAUAUCGAAAGUUAGGGAAUCUGAAAACUUACUUUAUUAGUGUAAAGAAUUUAACCCCCAUGCGGGAAUCUGGCAGUGACAUCUUUCCUUUAGGUUAGGCAGCAACUUCCUUCAAGUGCCAUUUUGAUUGGAUGUCAUGCAUCCUACAUAUGGUUAAUAUCGCCUGUGUUUGAAAUUUUGAACGAAGACCCAGUUACUAUAAUGUACAAAAAUAGUUGGCUCACUUCUGAAUUCUGUCUUUGAAUCCAGUCUCUUUGUUUGGGCUGUGUUUCCGAAUAUAUUGGCGAUUUACCCCCGAACUCAUUUUUUAAUGCCAUUAUUGAAGUUGGAAAGCCUCACGAGAGGUGGGUGAUCAUUUCAAGCCGGUUUUACACAUGAAGCAGUUGGUGCUCUAAGUGAAUGAGUACAUUCGGAGCAUCGCUUCCCGAAAUGUUUUAUACUUAAGCACGUAUGAUCGUUUGCUUUUUCACAUGCCUUAAAGCUGCUUAGACAAAGUAUUGAAUGAGCUGGAAAGCAUUACUUAAGUAAUUAGAAAAGUAUCUGUCCCGAAUAGUGUCUGAGUGUGCGAUAGAAUGCAUGUACUACUCAGGUACCACGAUCGCUGUUUAUCAUAGAAAGGCUGCAUAUUACUCCUAUUAGUUACGAAAAAGUAGCAUUAAAAAUGGAGAGUUUCCUAUGAGCCUCCUGAAAACGAUCCCACUGUUUUCCCAUUUUAAGCUAAUAUUUUGUGCUCCUUAAGUCCACCUCUGCCAAUGUAAUAUCCCUAUUUUAUUAUGUUACUGAAUAAAUAAACUUGCUACGUAAA
Molecule: messenger RNA, 3527 nt
Organism: Neofelis nebulosa (Clouded leopard)
Lineage: Eukaryota; Metazoa; Chordata; Mammalia; Carnivora; Felidae
Gene: LPCAT2
Product: lysophosphatidylcholine acyltransferase 2
Exons: 14
Coding region: 137-1771 (544 amino acids)
Cellular component (GO): endoplasmic reticulum
Molecular function (GO): 1-acylglycerophosphocholine O-acyltransferase activity; calcium ion binding
Source: RefSeq, a predicted model, not a curated record